AUGAAACCCCUUCAAAUGUUGCUUAUAGUUAUCCUAACUUCUCAAAUCUCCACCGCUAAUUUUGUGGAAGAAGAAAAGGAGAAGCUCAAAAUUGGCCACGAAUUCGCCAAAAUCUUCCUCGAAACAAGUAUUCCAAUGUAUAUUCAACACAAAGUGCACGAUAAAUUGAAAAAAUCACUUCAUAAUCCACUUAUCGGAACUAAAUUCAAUUUCAAAGAUUGUCAAGGAAAAGAAUAUGAUGCUCAAGGAUUUGUGGAUAAUUAUUUAUUGGCUGGAAGAUUUGGAGAAGAUCUGAAAAUGGCUGAUAUUGAAGCUGGUAGAUUGUCACCUUUAUUAAGACGAGAAGUUGCGAGAACUUAUUUUACAACAAUUUCUACAAGUAGGGAUAGUUAUAGGGUUUCUGUGACUGCUUCGGAUUUUCAAACUGAUUUGGAGAUUUAUACGAUUGUUCCGGAUUGUAAGAUUCAGUAUUGUAAUUAA
Molecule: messenger RNA, 480 nt
Organism: Caenorhabditis angaria
Lineage: Eukaryota; Metazoa; Nematoda; Chromadorea; Rhabditida; Rhabditidae
Source: the annotation of a GenBank genome assembly